AUGGGAUUUGUGAGGUGUGUCGGGAAAAUUGAAUCCUCUACUGCUACUGCUAAUGUCAUUGAGCAGAUUCAGAGGAUAUCUGCUAGGUUGAGACAGUAUGGAAAGGUUGAAGGAAAGAAGGUUUCAGAAGGAGAUUGGAGAUCUGAAGAUCUUGUUUAUAACAAGUACCCUAGCAUCAGCCCUGCAGUUCCAUCACCAUCUUCAUCUUCAUCACCUGGAAUGCUUGCUGUAGGGCAGAUGGGUAGCUAUGGUGGGUAUGGAUUUGUGACUAUGGAGAAAAGUUUUAGGGACUGCUCCAUAUCAACAAGAUGCAGUGGUGGUGGAUCUAUAGGCCACAAUCUGUGGGUUGGUGUAGACCCAUAUUCUUUAUCCUACCCAAUGGUGACCAAAUACCAACUAGUGGCCCGAUUUAAGAAUUCUCUUAAUUUGAGUCACACGGUUAGAGGUAUACUGGACAGAGCCAUUGAAGCAGAGGACAAAAAACAUGGAGAUUUAUUUAGGCUGGAUCAUGUUGAGGGCUACCUUGAACUGUCUACGAAGACAAAGUCAUAUUUUGCUACUGCUGUUGCUUCAUGGGAUGCAGAUUUUUAUGUGAAAGUUGAUGAUGAUGUUCAUGUAAAUAUAGCAACACUAGGAGAAACUUUGGCAAGAUACAGGAAAAAGCCACGGGUGUAUAUCGGAUGUAUGAAAUCUGGUCCUGUCCUUGCUCAGAAGGGAGUGAGGUACUAUGAACCUGAAUAUUGGAAAUUCGGGGAGACAAGAAACAGGUAUUUUAGACAUGCUACAGAACAACUAUAUGCCAUUUCAAAAGAUUUGGCUACUUACGUCUCGAUAAACCAGUUAAGUUACACUCUCACAUGGUGUUAAAAAUGAGAGAUCAAAAAAACAAAUGUGUGUGUAUCACUGAAGCUAUUUUCGCACAGAGAGAGAAAGUAUGGGUUUUUGAUAAUGAUACAAAUUGUGAUUGAUCUGUAUCUAUAUAUAU
This is a messenger RNA of Camellia sinensis, 985 nucleotides long. The record is from RefSeq and is a predicted model, not a curated record. NCBI's taxonomy places the organism in Eukaryota, Viridiplantae, Streptophyta, Magnoliopsida, Ericales, Theaceae.